AUGGGCUUGGGAAAUUAUACAUAUUACUACAAUUUCUAUUUCAUGGAAGUGUUGGAGGCAGCUUAUGAAAACAAGAACAGGUCAUUCGAUUUCCUUAUUGACGGAAAGAAGUUUUUGGAUGAGGCCAUAGUUCCUCCUUAUCAACCAUUUUUGACUGUGUACGACCACCGUCAAAACCUGACUGCUGGAUCGAAAAUUUCCUUGGUCAACACACCAGAUGCAUCCCUUCCACCCAUCCUCAACGCCAUGGAACUUUUUCAACUCAAGACCGGACUUGCUGACGGAACUAGCGAAAACGAUGUGAACGUGUUGGGGGUGUUACAAGAUCAAUAUCAACAACUUCAAUCAUGGGCAGGUGAUCCAUGCCUUCCAGUAGGUUUCACUUGGGACUGGCUCAACUGCAAUACUGACAAUCCACCACGAGUGGUAGAACUGCACCUCAGCGGAUCAGGCUUGAAGGGCACCCUUCUAGACUUCAGCAGCUUGACUGCACUUGAGAUAAUUGACUUGAGUAACAACAGCUUGAGUGGACAUAUUCCUGACUUCUUGGGGACGUUUCCUUCCUUGAAAGAGUUUAUAACAGGAAACAACAUUACAGACAACCCUCUACCACAAACAAAUAGUAGAAGAAACAUGAAGCCGAUCAUCAUUGGAGUAUCAGUAGGUGCAAUUAUCCUAUUUCUAUUGCUGGUUGGUUGUGUCGUCUAUGCAUGCCUUCGAAUUCCACAUCCUAGGCCAUCACCUGAUGUUGUGAUGGAGAAUAAUGUAGAGAAUCUUGAGAAGCAACAGGCUGGUUGUAUUCAGCUAGGGCCAAACCAUGCAUUCACGUAUGAAGAGGUUGUGAAGAUCACACGUAACUUUGGAAUCCUUAUUGGUGAGGGAGGAUCUGGUUCCGUUUAUUAUGGUCGCCUUGAUAAUGGCAAUGAAGUUGCAGUCAAGGUAUUGAAAAAUUUGCAGCAACGAGGAUCUAAAGAAUUUGUUGCAGAGGUUAAGUUGUUGAUGACAGUGCACCACAAAAACCUUGUUUCGUUUGUUGGAUUUUGUGAGGAGGACAAGAAGAUGGUUGUCCUCUACCAGUACAUGCAGAAUGGAAGCUUGGGAGACCUCUUAUCAGGCAAGAAAACCAUAAUAGAACUCUUAACUUGGAAAAGGCGACUGCAAAUCGCUUUGGAUGUUGCAACAGGUUUAGAUUAUCUGCACUCAGGUUGCGAACCAGCCAUAAUCCACAGAGACGUAAAAAGUAGAAACAUCCUUUUGGAUGAACAGCUAAAAGCCAGAUUAGCUGACUUUGGAAUUUCCAGAGCUGUUGAUAUGACUCAAACAUCAACAAUGAUUGCUGGCACUCCUGGAUAUAUUGAUCCUGAAUACUAUGAAACAAACAUUCUCACCAAAAAGAGUGACAUUUAUAGCUUCGGUGUGGUUCUUUUUGAGCUUAUGUGUGGCCGCACAGCCAUAUUUGGCAGUGGUGAGCAGUAUUCUCAUAUUGUUCAAUGGGCAACUUCGAAGAUUUUUAGGGGUGAAAUAGAGAGUAUUGUCGACCCAAGGAUUAAAGGGCAGUACAAAAUCAAUUCUAUGUGGAAGGUUGCAGAGACAGCAUUAGCAUGUACUACACGGAGGUCCACAGACCGGCCAGACAUGCAUGAUCUUCUGAGCGACUUGAAUCAGGCAAUGAAGAUGGAGAUGGAGAUUGAUCACCAGGAAUUUGAUAUUCCAGAGACAGAUGUGAUGACUAAUUGA
Messenger RNA from Nymphaea colorata (pocket water lily), 1737 nucleotides. Its product is annotated as putative leucine-rich repeat receptor-like protein kinase At2g19210. Gene Ontology annotation, molecular function: ATP binding; protein kinase activity. Gene Ontology annotation, biological process: protein phosphorylation. Lineage: Eukaryota; Viridiplantae; Streptophyta; Magnoliopsida; Nymphaeales; Nymphaeaceae. The transcript is spliced from 10 exons. The record is from RefSeq and is a predicted model, not a curated record. Bases 1 to 1737 code for a protein of 578 amino acids.